This is a messenger RNA of Leptopilina boulardi, 6253 nucleotides long. RefSeq names its product serum response factor homolog A-like. Gene Ontology annotation, molecular function: growth factor activity. Bases 765 to 1580 code for a protein of 271 amino acids. The record is from RefSeq and is a predicted model, not a curated record. The transcript has 5 exons. Lineage: Eukaryota; Metazoa; Arthropoda; Insecta; Hymenoptera; Figitidae.
AGUGGAGGGGCAGCCUCGUGUACAAUACACAAUUCACGAGUGGAGGGGUGCUAGGCAGCGGCCAGGUAAGCGAGAACCGAACACUAGUGGGAGACUCUUACUCUUGGUGAGAAGAGAGUUCUUGUCGUAUCGUGUCGUGUGGCAGCCGUUUUGCUACUACACUACUACUAUACUACUACUACUAAUACUACUUGGCAGGCGCUGCUUUGCGUACUGACACCCGACAUGCAAUUUUUUUUUUUCCCCAUGCCAUAUCCCAUCAUUGUCAGGGAUCUUGGUCACCAAUCGAUUUGAGAGUUAGUCACACUCGACACCUCGAAACACUCGCAUAUUUAGUGCGCGGCUCAUUUCAAUGUGCUCCAAUAAUUCGAUCAUUGGAAUUUUUCAUCAGAAUUUGGAUUUUUUAUUUUCUUUUUUUGAACAGGAAUUUACAUAUGGAUGUGUUAUUCAAAAUUGGGAUAUGUAUUUGAAUUUAAUGAGAAAAACCAUUAUUUGGUGUUUCCCAAUUUUUUGAAAAAAAAAUUAGUGAUAAUUUGGAUUAGUUUCAUCAAGUGACAGUGUGAGAGGAAUUUGUGAGUUGGUUUAAAAAAAAAAAAAAAAAAAAAAAAGUGAAAGUGAACGAAACGUUUGGAUAAAAUUUUGGAAAACUGUGCGUAAAUCGUGAGACGAUUGGGUGGUGUUUUUUUGGAUGAACGGAUUUUAAAAGCAGCUAAAGAAGGCCAGCCCGACGCAAUGCGUCGACGCUGCUGACGCAACGCGCCUGGAUGCGUCUCACUUUAAGCACGUUACCACAGCUUACCGUCUUAGCGAAGAUUUUGUGCCUCCUGAUGGUGGUGAUGCGCGGGGCGGUUCCGGCAAUGGUGCGCUCCGUGAGUCUCUACUCGACUUGCAGCAGCGGCAAUAUUACCGUAAUCGAUCGCGAGGUCAGAGCCAUUGAGCUUGAUGAUCACAACGCACCUUAUCAAUCGUUGACGACCCAAUCAGAGGAUUUUAGUAGGAGGCUGUAUAUCCUUGCUGAUAAGAGUCAGAGAUACAUUUGCUUCAACAAGAAGUGGAAACUAGUCGGCAUGACCAAGAAGCACAAGGGUCCGAUGUGUCAAUUCUACGAAGUGUAUAACGGUUCGUAUCUGAGGUACAGAAGUGCGGCAGAUAGUUCUCGUUAUCUUGGCUUUAAUAAAGCAGGAAAACCAAUAAAAAAUCCACACCGUCGACAGGAGUGUUAUAAUUUUAUCAAAUACAAUCCAAAUUCAGAUAUUGAGAAACAUAAUAAUAAAGUAACAAUGAAUAUGGGAGCGCGAGAAACGCUUGAUCCAUCGGCAAUUGUACAACAGCAAAAGCAGCAACAGCAACAAAAACAACAACAACAGCAGCAGCAACAACAACAACAACAGCAAUUGAAGAAAGUAUCAUCAAAUUUAAGGGCUGAAAAAAAUUCCCUACAAUUAGGAGGUCGAACAAAACAAAUGGUAACGAUGCAUCGUCAUCGACAUUCAAAUCGAUGGAAGUUACGCGAGGAGGAUCAUUCCAUAUUACGAAGAAGGCACGGGAGUCGUCUCUUCCUUCAUGCGAGCAAAUAUUGAGCCGUUUUAAUAUAUCGACUCGUGGAUCAAGACUGCCUCAUCCGUGAGAUCCUGAGAGAGAACCCUUCAAAGUAUAAAUAUACAAUAUAAGUUGGGAUGUCCCAGGUAACUAAAAAAAUAUAAAUCCAAUCGGCUAAAUUUCAAGUCCGGUCGGAGUUGCGUCUGCCCGAAAAAAAUAACACAAAUCCAGUGUUCAAAACACGAGAGAACUUUAACAAAAAAAAAAAAAAAUAAACAUGCAGCGAAAGAUUCGACAACGCGCCUUACAAAUAUCACUUCGAGAAAUUCUUCUAAUCGGAUUCUAUAAUGAGCUUUUAUACUAUUUGUAAACAGAGAGCAGCAAAAGAUAUAAUAAUGUACAAGACGACGGUGAAUUUAGAGUAUAUAUAUAAAUAUAUCCAAUUUUUUAAAAACCAAAAAAAGAGAAUUUUUUGAAAAAAUUUUAAAAAAACAAUAUUCAAUAUUCAAAAUUAUUUUUCAAAUUUUAUUGACUGAUUUGUCAAUUUAUUAUUUUCAAUUUUUUUUGUUUGAAGAAUUUUUUCAAAUGUUCAAUGUAGCGUGAUCGCUGCAUGCAAAAAAAAAAAGAAAAAUUGGACUGAUAUUUAAGACACACAUAUAUCUAUAUGCUUUAAGCCUUUUUUUUUUUUUUUGCUAAUGAAAUGUCGAGAAAAGCACAAAAAAAAAAAAUUGAGCAUGAAGAUAAAACACUUUUUGAAAUAAAUUUAUUUUUGUGAAUUGCUAAUAACUCUAAUUUUAUCGAAUCCAAAUGCAUCGAGUCAAAAAAAAAAGGAAUUAAAUUCAAAUAUACAAGUUCAGUGUUCGUUCGGCUGAUAACUAGCGACUAAAAAAAAAAAUGGAAAAAGAAAAUGACUGUAUAUUAUAUUAUUACUAUUGCUUCGCUGGUAAUCGCUUAAUCGUUAUACUGUCCUUGAUUAUUAUUAUAUAAAAUAAAUUGCUGCGAGUCUUUCGUAUAUUUUUCUUGAUAAUCUUAUCGUGCGAAUAUAAUGAUGAUAUUUGACUGACGAAAGGUUUCGUGUACUCGAAUCUGGUCGCGCCAGGUCAGCGCCAACAGUCAAAAAAAGAAGAAGAAAAAAAAAACAAAAUGUGGGCGACGCGACGUGUGCGCUACACUCGUUAUCUCCUUUUUGCGCAUGUGUCUGCGCUAUAGAGCUCAAGUCGCGCAAAAAGAAUAAUAAAAAAAGAAAAAAAAAAAAACAAAAAAAGAAAAAAAAAACUCUCGCUCGCUGUGCUAUUAAUGCCGCCUAAAAAUAGUAUGUUGUGUUUGUAUGUGUGUAUACAACACCUGUGAUAAUUGCAAUCGUGUGUGGUUUUUUUUUCCCCUAUUUAUUGUAUUUUAUAUAUUUUUUUACGGUAUUUAAAUUUUUUUUAGGAAAUUUUUAUUUUCCACCAAUUUUUUUUUUGGCCCCAUUUUAUAUUGUAAAUUUUCAUCUCCUUUUUUUCAUAUGUAUAUAUAUAUGUUCUUAUUGUAAAUUCGCAGAGAGUCUCAUUCCGACGAUCUCAUGUUGCUAUAAAAUCAAAUGGCCGAUAAACUGUAAACUGGCGAUAUUGUCCGAUACAUUCCUCACUUUCAGCAUUAAGUAUUUAGUACUUUGGAGAAAAAUGAAUUCCGUGAAAAUCCUUUAAAAACAGGUUUUUGCCAUUUUAUUAUAUGGAGGAAAUAUAAAUGUAUGGUCAAAAUCUACAGUAAUUUUUUUUUUUUUUUUUUUUCUCAAAACCACGGAUGCAAAUAUACAUAUUGGUGUGUGUGUGGUAUAUAUGAAUGAGAAAAUAAUGUAUGAUUGUGUGUAAUAUAUAUAAUAACUUUACCGCGAAAGAAUUUAAUCCUUAGGAUGCUAAUCGCAGACUGUAUUACUAGGUUAGGUACAGAAUAUGACGUGAUGACGAUCCAAGGAAGAAGUUUCAUGAUUUUUUUUUCACAUAUUUGAAUAUAAUAUUGAAGAAAAAUUUUUCAAAAAAUCUAGUUUUCUUUUCGAUUUAAAUGGAAUUUGUUUUUUGGAAACUAGAAAAUUUUUUUUUAAAUUAACGAAACAAAAUUUCUUAUUUCUUAGAUAAAAAUUUACAAAUUAAUUGUGAAACGACUUUCAAUUAUCCUUUUUGGUCCUUUUGCAAGGAUCGUCAUCUAAGGAGCGCCUCCCCCUUCCUACCCUUCCCCCCCCCCAAAAAAAAAGAUCCGCUCCCUAGGUAGCUUAUUUAUUGAAAUUAAUUUAGGUAUGUAUUACGAAAACCGACCGAUCCUCCAUUUCCCUCGUAUGUACAAAAAAAAAAUACUGUACUGCUCUCUUUUCUAUUUUUCUUAAUUCUCUUCCGUGGCCCAAUUUUUUUUUUUUUAUUUUUUUUUUCAUAAUUGCAGUCGUAAUUAUACCUACGCGGAGAAGGGUCUUCUCAGUCAAAAGAUAUAUAUUUAAUUUUUAUCAAAUUAUAAUUGUAGAAAUUAUGUAAAUUAUUAUCAAAAAAAAAAAAAAAUAAUUAAAUGAGUUGAAAAAGUAGAAACUCAAGUGUACUUAGAUAAUUAAAUUUAAAAUUUUCCUUAAGUUGUAAGUAGAAAAAAAAAAUUUUUUUUUUAGAGUGAUUUAAUCACGUGUAUUUUUUUAAGUAACUAGAAAUUUAAAAAAAAAAAAACUGUUUUUUCUAAUUUAAUUUUGUUUUCAAAAAACAAAAAGUAAUAUAUGUAUAUUUGUUUCUUUUGAUACAAGAACACCUUUUUCCGUUGAGGAUCUCGAAAAUAAACGAGGAGGAUGUUUUAACAAACAAAAAAAAUUCUUUUUUUCUUUUUUUUUUGGGCCAAUUUCAAAAUCAAAUCUAAGUCAUUUUUUUGGUCCGACAAUUAUUGAAAUUGGCCCUUAUAGCGAAUAUUAACAUAUUUAAAUUUCCAUAUCACUCGUUCGCUUGAUUUUUAAAUUCUUUUUUCAAAAAAAAAAAAAAAAUUUACAAAAAACUAAUAUUAAUAAUAAUAAUAUUAAUAUAAUAUUAAUAAGAAUUAAUAAGAAUAAUAAUAAUAUUAAUAAUAAUAAUCAUAAUAAUAAUAACUAAUAAUAAUUAGAAAAUAGAAUUUUUAGAUUGUUAUUCGUUUAUUCGAAAUUACGAAAUUAAGAAAAAAUUUCGAAAAUUUCGAUAAAAAUUAUUUAAAUUGGGUGUAAAAAUUCAAUUCUUUUUAUUUUUAAAUUGGAUUAAUUUUUUUCUUUAUACUUUCUUUUUAUGCAAAAUUGUUUUUUUUUUUUUUUUUUUAUUAUAUUAUCAGUUCACUGUGUUCGUGAGUCCUCCGCGUUUGUGUUCGCACUUUCACCUGAUUUUUGAUAAUACUCAAUUACCUAAUUGUAAUUAGUUAAUUUCGCUUAGAGGGGUCCCUGGACGUGCGGUGUUUGUAUAUGUAAUUUUAUAAAGUAAUAACAAAAAAAAAAAAAAAAGUAGAAAGAAACGUGUGCGUAUAAAAAAAAAGACUAAUACGCCUUCCUCCCGACGAUAUUUAAUUUUUUUUAUUUUUAUUUCCCUAUUGUUCGCCGCUAUAAGUAUAUAUAUAUAUAGUAGCUUUGUAAAACGACCGAUUUGUUUAUCAAAAACUUUUUGCAGUUUAUUUAAAAUAAAGUUAUGAGUCCCAGUGUAAAUCGGUCGCAAAUUAUCAUUAAUUUAUUUCAGCGACGAAUAACAAGGAAAAUUAUUAUUAUUUUUUUUUUGUUGGUAGAAAGGCGCGCGAAAAAAAAAAAUUACAAAGUAGCGCAAAAAAAAAAAUAACAUGCAACUAUUAAGUUGAUAAGAAAAAGAAGUCCGACGCUUAUAAUUUAAUAACAGACAACUAAUGUAACGUAUAUUGUAAUUGUAUUGUAAUAUGGUAUUGACGGUAUUGUAAUGACACCCUCUUUAAAAGUUAACAUACUCAUUUUGUAUGUGUAAGUGGCUUCGCUGUGUUUAAAAUAGAAAAAUUAUUUCUAAUAAUCGAAUUCGCAAUUUUUAGUAAAAAAAAAAUCAGAAUUUUAAAUAAAAACUAAUAUACCAAAAAAAAGAAGAAGAAUACGAAUUCGAAAAAAAAUGCAACGCAGCGAAGUUACCAUCAUUCCAUAUAAAAACUGUUAUCGUGCGUGAAAGUUUGAUCAUUUAUGUCUGAAAAAAAAAAACGAAAGCAACCCUUAGAUAUUUUUUUAAACUUGAGAAAUUAAUCAAAAUACAUUUUAUGUUAUAUACGAAUGUUUAAAAAGAGAAAAAAAAAAGAAUGUUAUACGGUAAAAGAAAAAAAAUAAAUUGACACGGCUAUAAUAGAGAUGAGGUUUUUUGUCUCAUUUUCUCAUUUUUUGCCCACCGCCGAAAAAAAAAACCGAAGCGAACGAGAUAAGUUGAAAAAAAUCCAGAAGAAUCUGACUACCCUAUAUAGAUAGAUAGUAUACAAUAAUAAAAUUAUUAUAUAUGAAGAAAAAGGUAAAGUAUAAAUAUUAUAUAUAAAUAAAAUAUAUAAAAGAUGAUGUGUAUUGUAAGAUAUUUAAUACCGACUUGUUAGACUCACUUGAUGUUAAUCAAGAAGACGAUCAAGAUGAAUAAUAAUGGAUUAUAAUUUACGAUGAUGUCGAACAAAAAGACACCACCUACACCAAUCGCGUUGUAAUAUAGAGGCAUACAUACUCCGUUAUCCAUUAAAAAAAAUAAAAAAACAAAAAAAAAAAAAA